Messenger RNA from Telopea speciosissima, 405 nucleotides. RefSeq lists its product as uncharacterized. NCBI's taxonomy places the organism in Eukaryota, Viridiplantae, Streptophyta, Magnoliopsida, Proteales, Proteaceae. The coding region runs from base 1 to 405 and encodes 134 amino acids. The record is from RefSeq and is a predicted model, not a curated record. The transcript has a single exon.
AUGCCAAUCGUAGAGCAAUACACCGGCACCACUGACCCAGAGGAUCACCUGGAAACCUUCAAAUCCCUCCUGUUCUUCCAAUGUGCUUCAGACGCCAUAAUGUGCAGAGCCUUCCCUUCCACUCUGAAGGGGGUAGCGCGUCAAUGGUUUUCUCGCCUCCCCCCACGAUCUUUCUCCAAUUUCACAGCCUUGGGACGGGCCUUCCUGGCUCACUUCGUAAGUAGCAGGGUACACAAGAAGACAGCUGCCAAUCUCCUGGCCAUAAAGCAACAGCCAGAAGAAUCCAUCAGAAGUUUUCUCACAAGAUUUAAUAAAGAAGCUCUGCAGGUGCAAAACCUGGAUCCAAUAAUGAAAUUCCAAGCUCUGCGAAGUGGAAUCCGAGAUAUCGAGUUGAAAAGUCAUUAA